Syzygium oleosum is the source of this 1093-nucleotide messenger RNA. Its product is annotated as vacuolar iron transporter homolog 4-like. NCBI's taxonomy places the organism in Eukaryota, Viridiplantae, Streptophyta, Magnoliopsida, Myrtales, Myrtaceae. Gene Ontology annotation, biological process: intracellular manganese ion homeostasis. Gene Ontology annotation, molecular function: iron ion transmembrane transporter activity; manganese ion transmembrane transporter activity. Bases 80 to 760 code for a protein of 226 amino acids. The transcript has a single exon. Gene Ontology annotation, cellular component: membrane. The record is from RefSeq and is a predicted model, not a curated record.
ACGCCCUCUUAUCUUCCUCUCUAGUAUUCCUUUAAUUUCUGGAGCUUCCUCAAAUUGACUCAUCUCUCUCCAUCCAUCCAUGGCAAUAGCACCAUCAAAUCAACCACAAGACCGCCAACAAUUGCCUCCUCCUCCUCCCCUCGAGCUUGACCUUGAGGAACAAACCAAACAAGCCCUCGAGCAAGAGGUUGAGGUCGUCGACUUCUCAAAGCGAGCUCAAUGGCUCCGUGCCGCCGUGCUGGGCGCGAAUGAUGGCCUGCUUUCAACGGCGUCGCUCAUGAUGGGUGUCGGUGCUGUCCGGAAGGACCCCAAGACUAUGGUGAUAACCGGGGUGGCGGGGCUGAUUGCCGGGGCCUGUAGCAUGGCCAUUGGGGAGCUCGUAUCCGUGUACUCGCAGUACGACAUCGAGGUGGCCCAGAUCAAGAGAGAGGAUAGGAACGAAGCCCUAGGAGCCGAAGAAAUAAACAUGAGGAAGGAGAAGCUUCCGAGCCCAUGGCAGGCGGCGGGGGCAUCGGCACUUGCCUUCGCGGUGGGGGCGCUGGUGCCACUCCUAGCGGCGGCGUUCAUAAAGGAGUACCAUAUGAGACUGGCGGUGGUGAUAGUGGCGGUGAGCAUGGCGUUGAUCGGGUUUGGCUGGCUGAGCGCAGUGCUGGGGAAUGCGCCGGUGGUGAAGUCGGCUUCUAGGGUGCUGGUCGGAGGGUGGUUGGCCAUGGGCAUCACCUUUGGUUUGACCAAGCUGAUUGGCUCUGCUGGUGUAUAAGAAUUAUGAAUAUCGUACAUAGUUUUGCCUUGAUGGUAUCAAUAACCAGCAAUUCUUAUGUCAGUAAUUAAUUAAGUCGUCUCGAUUUCUUUGCCAAAAGAACUUCAUCCAUUCUAGCUAGGGCACAUGAUGAGGCAUCCACGAGCAGUUUCACUUUUCCAUUUCUUUCCUUUGUUUUAUCUUUCUGUUGGAUUUAGAUGUCUCGUAUAUUUCAUUUCUGAGUUGUAAGAGUUCAAGUUCGUUUUGGAUCUGCCCAUCUUUAUCAUGCAGUGCUGUUGAUAUAUAUGCUAAAGACCGAAGCCUAAGCAAUGCUAUGUGUGAUAUUAUCCUCAA